Molecule: messenger RNA, 724 nt
Organism: Heterobasidion irregulare TC 32-1
Lineage: Eukaryota; Fungi; Basidiomycota; Agaricomycetes; Russulales; Bondarzewiaceae
Exons: 1
Source: RefSeq, a predicted model, not a curated record
CGUAGGCGAUGAAGAUCGAGCUCUAAUCUAUUGUGCAUUGGCCAUGACAGUGCCUCCCGGUCGAAGGAUAUGCUGAAGGACGCCACAUUGUGGCCCUUUCUAUGUACUGACGCCAAUGUGUAUCAUCUACAAUGCUCAAAAGGUAUCCAGGUAAACAGUGAACGUGCCUAGAUCUAUUCCGGCAAAUGAAUGAAGCAGACUUCUCUCACCAACGCAGCCAACUUGAUCGACGACUCAACACUCGAGCACUCGAUCGCGGCCUCUGGUCUAUCCUCCCCCCGAAAGCUCAAAUUUCUCACAACACUUCCUCCGCGGUCUUACCUGCAGCAUGCACUCCGUGUCCGACUUCUUCGCGAACUCUAGUUUCGGCUGUGGAGGUCCAUGGCGACGAUCGAUGUCACACCAAGUGCAACUGCAUGGAGACCGACGGGGCCUGUGCCUAUGACCAUUUUAAGCUGGUCGAAGCUCAGGUCCACAUAUGGGACCCCUGUGUGGGCGACAGAAUGGCUUGAGGACUGCCUCAAUUGCGAAAUUCAGAUUCAGCAGCAUGAGGUGCAGCCAAACAACAUUGUGUACGAACAGCGUCGUAUUGUGCUCGACGGUUCUGAUACGCUGACAGACGCUGACAUCGCAAGGAAGGAAGGCUACCGCGCCAAGGCCGAAGGGGUGGAUGGUCUUACGCUCAGAGAGAAGCGCGGCGGGGACGGAAGGCUAGCUGGUGCUC